Falco peregrinus (peregrine falcon) is the source of this 2650-nucleotide messenger RNA. RefSeq names its product kinesin family member 3C (gene KIF3C). The record is from RefSeq and is a predicted model, not a curated record. The transcript has 8 exons. Gene Ontology annotation, molecular function: ATP binding; microtubule motor activity; microtubule binding. Gene Ontology annotation, biological process: microtubule-based movement. Bases 36 to 2411 code for a protein of 791 amino acids. NCBI's taxonomy places the organism in Eukaryota, Metazoa, Chordata, Aves, Falconiformes, Falconidae.
CGCACACACGGGCGGGGCGCAGCCGCCGCGCUGCCAUGAGCCCCCGCGCCCUCCGCCCGGCCCCGGCCCCGGCCCCGGCCCGGGCGAUGCUGCGGGGGGCGGCGCGGCUGAGCCCCCACCCGACCCCGCCGCCGCCCGCCGCCGCCGCCGCCGCCGCCAUGGCCGGUAAGUCCCGCAGCGGCUGCGAGGCGCUGAAGGUGGUGGCCCGCUGCCGGCCCAUGAGCAGGAAGGAGGAGGCGGCGGGCUACGAGCGCGUCCUGGAGCUGGACGUGAAGCUGGGGCAGGUGAGCAUCCGAAACCCCCGCGCCGCGCCCGGCGAGCUGCCCAAGACCUUCACCUUCGAUGCCGUCUACGACGCCAGCUCCAAGCAGGCGGACCUCUACGACGAGACGGUGCGGCCGCUGAUCGACUGCGUGCUGCAGGGCUUCAACGGCACCAUCUUCGCCUAUGGGCAGACCGGGACCGGCAAGACCUACACCAUGCAGGGGGCCUGGGCGGAGCCGGAGAAGCGGGGCAUCAUCCCCAUCUCCUUCGAGCACAUCUUCACCCACAUCUCCCGCUCGCAGAACCAGCAGUAUCUGGUGAGGGCCUCAUACCUGGAGAUCUACCAGGAGGAGAUCCGGGACCUCCUCGCCAAGGACCAGAGCAAGAAGCUGGAGCUGAAGGAGAACCCUGAGACGGGGGUCUACAUCAAGGACCUCUCCUCCUUUGUGACCAAGAACGUCAAGGAGAUCGAGCAUGUGAUGAACCUGGGGAGCCAGACGCGGUCUGUGGGCAGCACCAACAUGAACGAGCACAGCUCCCGCUCGCACGCCAUCUUCCUCAUCACCAUCGAGUGCAGCGAGACGGGGCCAGACGGCGAGGAGCACAUCCACGUGGGCAAGCUCAACCUGGUGGACCUGGCCGGCAGCGAGCGCCAGAGCAAAAUGGGGGCCCACGGGGAGCGCCCCAAGGAAGCGUCCAAGAUCAACCUCUCCCUCUCUGCCCUGGGCAACGUCAUCUCCGCCCUCGUGGACGGCAAGAGCACACACAUCCCCUACCGGGACUCCAAGCUGACCCGCCUGCUGCAGGACUCCCUUGGGGGCAAUGCCAAGACAAUCAUGGUGGCCACCUUGGGCCCGGCCUCGCACAGCUACGACGAGAGCCUCUCAACCCUCAGGUUUGCCAACAGGGCCAAGAACAUCAAGAACAAGCCCAGAGUAAACGAGGACCCCAAGGACACCCUGCUGCGGGAGUUUCAGGAGGAGAUUGUCCGGCUGAAAGCCCAGCUGGAGAAACGUGGUAUGCUGGGGAAGAAGAGGAGAAGGAGCAGCCGGAGGAAGAAAGUGGUGGAUGGAGAAAGCGCCACGGAGAACGAAGGGGAGGAUGACAAUGAGGAUGGCCUGGAGAAGAACAUGGAGAAUUACUUGAAAGAGCAGAAGGAAAGGCUGGAAGAGGAGAAAGCCGCUAUCCAGGAUGACCACAGCCUGGUGAGCGAGGAGAAGCAGAAGCUGCUGCAGGAGAAGGAGAAGAUGAUAGAGGAUCUGCGGAAAGAGCAGGAGGCCACUGAGCUGCUGGCCACCAAGUACAAGGCGAUGGAGAGUAAGCUGCUCAUCGGAGGCAGGACCAUCGUGGACCACACCAACGAGCAGCAGAAGAUGCUGGAGCUGAAGCGGCAGGAGAUAGCCGAGCAGAAACGCCGGGAGCGGGAGAUGCAGCAGGAGAUGCUGCUGCGGGAUGAGGAGACCAUGGAGCUGCGGGAGACUUACACCUCCCUGCAGCAGGAGGUGGAAAUCAAAACCAAGAAGCUGAAGAAGCUGUACGCCAAGCUGCAGGCCGUGAAGGCGGAGAUCCAGGACCAACACGAUGAGUACAUUCGUGUGCGCCAGGACCUGGAGGAGGCUCAGAACGAGCAGACACGGGAGCUGAAGCUCAAGUACUUGAUCAUCGAGAACUUCAUCCCACCAGAAGAGAAGAACAAGAUCAUGAACCGCCUGUACUUCGAUGGUGAGGAGGACCAGUGGAAGUUCCAGCCGCUGGUGCCCACCGGAGGAAACAGCAACCAAAUGAAGAGGCGGCCUACCUCUGCGGUGGGGUACAAGAGACCCAUCAGCCAGUAUGCCCGCGUGGCCAUGGCCAUGGGAUCUCAUCCUCGGUACCGGGCUGAGAACAUCAUGUUCUUGGAGCUGGACCUCUCUCCUCCAGCCAUCUUUGAGUUUGAGCGGAGCAGGGACCCAGCAGAGCAGGACCCCCGGGCUCUCCACCUGGAGAGGCUGAUGCACCUGGACAGCCUCCUGGAGCGGCCAGCAGCCUCCCGGGUGAGGAAGUCCCGCUCUUGGUGCCAGACGCCGCGGUCACUGCCAUCCUCAGCCACGCAUGUCUCCCUCACCUCCAGCUCCCCACGCACCACCACGAUGCCAGCUCAGGAGUGAUGUCCUGUACCCCCUCGUCCCCCACACCGCCUCACAGUGAGGACUGUGCCCUGCCAACGGCUGGGGAAGGGGCCCCAGCCGGCAGCAUCUCCACCGGUCCCAGUUCAUCUUUGUCUUCAGCUACUCUGUGUGCGCGUGUGUUUGUAUGAGACGCUCACGAACAUCCCCUGGGGCGAGGGGAGCUUCCCUCUCCUUCCUUCCGCCCCCUCCUCCUCGAUCUGGAUCUGUCACUUUAUUUA